Molecule: messenger RNA, 270 nt
Organism: Apiotrichum porosum
Lineage: Eukaryota; Fungi; Basidiomycota; Tremellomycetes; Trichosporonales; Trichosporonaceae
Exons: 7
Coding region: 1-270 (89 amino acids)
Source: RefSeq, a predicted model, not a curated record
AUGCUCGCUCGCACCGCCCGCGUCGCCACCACCACCGCCCGCACCUCGGUCCUCUCGAACCAGGCCGUCGCCGGUCGCCGCUUCACCGCCAUUGACACCCGCGGUGGCAAGUCCAAGCUCAUCUACAGGUUCGGCAUGAAGGACAUCCCUGUCGAGCUUUACCCCCUUGGCUUUGUCGUCGGAAUGGGCCUUAUCGGUGGACUUGCUGCGUCGGCCAGGCACUUCAUGAUUGAUGGCGAUCUCCGCCUCAAGCGCUCCGGCUCGGCUUAA